This is a messenger RNA of Zymoseptoria tritici IPO323, 843 nucleotides long. RefSeq lists its product as uncharacterized. The transcript has a single exon. Bases 1 to 843 code for a protein of 280 amino acids. NCBI's taxonomy places the organism in Eukaryota, Fungi, Ascomycota, Dothideomycetes, Mycosphaerellales, Mycosphaerellaceae. The record is from RefSeq and is a predicted model, not a curated record.
AUGCUCUUCCACGGCAUUUCACUGCUCGCCCUCGCCGGCACAGCGCUAUCUGCAGCUCGCUGGGAAACUCUGCCGCCAACUCCAGCCCUGCCCGCUCCUAUCAGCAAUGUCCGCGUCCCAAUCAAUGGCGCACAGCUCUGGUACCAGGAAUACAACAGAGCCGCCGGCGGAACACCCAUUGUCAUGAUCCACGGCGGCCUAGGCUACUCCGCCUACUUCGGCGACGUGAUCACUCAGCUCGCCAAAUCACACUACGUGAUCGCAGUCGACCGCCGCGGCCAUGGACGCUCCACAUAUCUGGAAUCGGACGUCUUCACUUUCGACAAGUUCGCCAAGGACACAUACACCCUCCUCCACGGCCUGAACGUCGUACAGGCCAUCUGGGUGGGAUGGUCGGAUGGAGCAAACACCGCCCUUGCAGGCCUGUUGAACCCUCUCAUCAACGCCGCCAUCUCCAAAGCCUUCAUCUUCGCUGCAUCUCAGACCGUUCAGUCUGCAAAUCCCAACUUCGGCAAUACGGCCAUCUACGCAGAGUUCGUGUCCCGUUGCAAGAAGGAAUAUGCCCAACUACAGCCAAACGCCGACUUCAGCGAUUUCGGGAAGAAAGUCGCCACGCUGGAGGCCACACUGCCGAACUACAAGGAUGCGGAUUUCGCACCGAUUUAUGGGCCGAAGGUGAUGAUAGUGGGAGCGGAGCACGAUGAGGCUGUCAAUCUUGAUGUCGCUCCGCAUUUGCACAGCGUCAUCAAAGGAAGUAAACUGAAGAUUCUGAAGGGCGUGAGCCAUUUCGCGCCGGUUCAAGACCCUACUCAGUUUGCGGCGGCGAUCAUGGAGCUUGUCUGA